CCAUCAGUGUGGCCACCAGAUAAACGCGUUUCAUUUUGUUAUAUGGAGCGAAAAACAUUGUACCCAAAUAAAGAAUCUCAACGUGAUUGUCAUGCAAAAGAUGGAAAUCCAUUUGGUCCAUUUUGGGAUACCUUUAAUAUCGAUUUUAUUGCAUCUGAAUUUUAUGGACCACUACAUUUCGAUGUACAUCAUAGUGCUAUAGCAGCUAAAUGGCAAACAAAGUAUUCACCCAAAGAAUGGCCAGUACUUGCAUUCACAGGUGCACCCGCUAGCUUUCCAGUCCAACUUGAAAAUCGCGAUCUUCAGCGUUAUGUUACUUGGAAUUCAAAGAUAAUUAAUUCAGCGCAAGAUUUUAUACGUAAUGAACUACCUCGUGGCGCUUUUAUUGGUAUUCAUUUACGGAAUGGAAUUGAUUGGGUGAAAGCCUGUGAACAUAUUAAAGAUAGCCAACAACUUUUUGCUUCCCCACAAUGUCUUGGAUACAGAAAUGAACGUGGUUCCUUAUUUCCCGAAUUAUGUAUGCCGUCGAAAGAGUUAAUUAUAAGACAAAUAAAGCGAUUGGUUAAAAAUGUAAAGCAAAUGUAUCCUAAAAAUGAAGUACGUUCCAUAUUUGUGGCAUCUGAUGCAAAUCAUAUGAUAACAGAUCUCAAUAACGCCUUGCUUAGAAUGAAUAUAACCGCUUAUAAAUUAACAAAUGAUAAUCCUCAUUUAGAUUUAGCGAUACUAGGUCAAGCUAAUCAUUUCAUAGGUAAUUGCAUUUCAUCAUAUACUGCAUUUGUUAAACGCGAACGGGAUGUGAAAGGGUUACCAUCUUAUUUUUGGGCAUAUCCUAAAGAGAAAGAUCGUCAACAUUCUAAAGUACAUGAAGAAUUGUAAAAAUGAAUAGCAGUUCCCCAAUUCUUCAUAAACAUUCCUACAAUUACAAAUGUUGAAUAAGAUGAAAAACGAAUUUUGUUGAUAAAGGUCAUACACACCAAAGCGAAUGUUUGCGAACGAACGAACUUUUACAAGUACGAUUACCAGCGAAUGUUCGUUCAUUCGCAAGCGUUCGCUUUGGUGUGGAUGCACCUUAAGAAUGAAAUUAACACAUAAUAUUCUAUUAAGUUUUAGAGUGUCAUUUCUUUUUAUAUUUAUUUUACUUUAUAAUUACUAGGUAUUAGUAUUACUUUUAUAGU
Molecule: messenger RNA, 1175 nt
Organism: Teleopsis dalmanni
Lineage: Eukaryota; Metazoa; Arthropoda; Insecta; Diptera; Diopsidae
Product: GDP-fucose protein O-fucosyltransferase 1-like
Exons: 1
Biological process (GO): protein O-linked glycosylation via fucose; Notch signaling pathway
Molecular function (GO): peptide-O-fucosyltransferase activity
Source: RefSeq, a predicted model, not a curated record